Molecule: messenger RNA, 1120 nt
Organism: Lates calcarifer (barramundi perch)
Lineage: Eukaryota; Metazoa; Chordata; Actinopteri; Centropomidae
Product: neurocan core protein-like
Source: RefSeq, a predicted model, not a curated record
GCGCUGGUGUAUAUAAGAGGACCACAGGCUGACACUGAGAAAGAAGAAGCGAAGGUCAUUCCUCAGCUGGUUUGUUCUCAUCUCUUUGCCCUCUUCAACAUCUACCAGGAUGCUGACUGUGUCUCUUCUUGUUUGUGCCGUGAUGGCUCUGGCCAGUGCUGAUGACAACAGCACCACAUCUUUAGUAGAUGUCAGUGUUGCAGAGGACAACAGCACCACAUCUUUAGAUGUCAAUGCUGCAGAGGACAACAGCACCACAUCUUUAGUAGAUGUCAGUGUUGCAGAGGACAACAGCACCACAUCUUUAGAUGUCAAUGCUGCAGAGGACAACAGCACCACAUCUAUAGUAGAUGUCAGUGUUGCAGAGGACAACAGCACCACAUCUUUAGAUGUCAAUGCUGCAGAGGACAACAGCACCACAUCUUUAGAUGUCAAUGCUGCAGAGGACGACAGCACCACAUCUAAAAAAGAAGAAGUGGCUCCCUCCUGUGAAAUUGGUUGGUCUGAGUUCAAUGGUCGCUGUUUCCUGUUCGUGUCAACAGAGAUGAGUUGGGCUGAUGCUGAGAAAAACUGUCUGCACAAGAAAGGACACCUUGCAUCGGUCCACAACGAGGAGGAGUACAAACACAUUCAGGCUGUGGUGAAUGCACACACCGGAGGUCAUCCAACAACAUGGGUUGGAGGCUCUGACUGUCAAAAGGAGGGUAUCUGGCUCUGGAGUGACGGCAGCAGUUUUGAAUUCAACUCCUGGUGUGAAGGAGAACCAGACAAUUUUGCCGGUGCCGAGUCUUGUUUACAGAUUAAUGCUAACGAGAGCCAUUGCUGGAAUGACUUCCUGUGUUCAGUUGUCCUCCCAUCAGUCUGUGCCAGCGUCCCUCAAAGCUCCUGAGCCGAGUGUCAUGUACCUACCAAACACACAAACAUGGUUGGAUGAGAGAGUCUUUGUGUAAUCGGUCUCAUGUGUAAUCACAUCUUUGAUUCUCUGCUGUAACGCUACUGAAGGGACGAAGCGACAAGUGACGUGAACGGGAGCUGGAGCUCCUCUCUGAGAAGACUGAAUGUGUAAUGAAGAGAACGCUUUGAGCAACAAUCUUAUUAAAAACUGGAGUACUGAAACAAA